GAGUUCCGCUAGUACCUGUGCUCUCCCAGGCUGUGUUGCGCCUGUGUGGGUAGGUGCAAAUGGACAACCGUCGCAGUAUUGCACUCGUUCGCAUAUGAGGGCGGCGACUCAGCAGCCUCAGCCUCAACAGUCUCAGCAGCCCCAGCAGUCUCAGUCUAAGCUCUGCAAGAACUGCCAAGCUAAACCCGUCUAUGUAGAUCAAAGCAGAGCUCACGACUUUUGCGGUCGUACCUGCGCGAACGCUUACGCACAAGGCGGAAAUGGCGGUAAUCAGCAACAAGCAUCUACUGCAGCUGGCCAGAACGCAGGGGCCGGCAAGUGUCUCCUUUGCGGCCAACGCCCGAGAGCUUUCGUGGGCGGGAGGUUGAGUGACUUUUGUUCCAUCAAGUGCAGAGAUGAUGUCUACCGAGCUUCGCCUGCCAUCCUCGAAGUGCCAAAUUCUCAGGACGAGUAUCGGAACGUUGCCGAUCAAUUCAAGGACCAGUGGAAACACACACCGAACCCACCUUCCGUCGUCAAAGUGUACAAAACAUAUCCUCCUCAGAGCCACAUGAAGAGCUUUCUGGCGUACAAAGCUUCUGUGGGCAAUUCCAGAAGACGCUGGCAUGGAACAACUCGCUACUGUCGUAUUGGAGAUGACGCACAGCAUACCGACUUCUGCGCCAAUGCCAAUUGCUGGAUUUGCAACAUUUUGCAAAACUCAUUCCAGGUCGUAAAAGCAGGGCAGAAUACUGGAGUUCGGAAUGGCCGAUUUGGUGUGGGUAUAUACACCUCAGCCACCUCCUCCAAGGCGAAGGAUUACAUCAAAAACCUGGGAGGCUCGAACUAUCGAGCUCUGAUCCUAAGCGAAGUCGUCAUGGGCAAGGUUUGCAAACUUCUCGACGGAGAUUCUACUCUCACUCAGCCUCCCUCUUCGUACGAUUCAGUUGUUGGCGAGCCCGGACGGUGUCUUAACUACGAUGAAGCCGUAGUAUACAGCAACGAUGCUAUUCGGCCUCUCUAUCUCGUUAUAUACAAGCCUUAAGCGAUUUUUCCUCAGUUUAACCUCACAAUGCUCUUCUAGUUGUACGAUAAUAUCCCUUUGCUUUCGAACAGACUCUUUGGCGGAAUCAGCGCCAUUGAA
Molecule: messenger RNA, 1123 nt
Organism: Phanerochaete carnosa HHB-10118-sp
Lineage: Eukaryota; Fungi; Basidiomycota; Agaricomycetes; Polyporales; Phanerochaetaceae
Exons: 13
Coding region: 95-1024 (309 amino acids)
Molecular function (GO): NAD+ poly-ADP-ribosyltransferase activity
Source: RefSeq, a predicted model, not a curated record